UAGCGCCGCGGCUGAAAUGUGAGGGGUCACAAUGCCGGAUAAAUAGACUGAUCCGACGAGCAGGGGUUGUCGCGGACUUAAACCGGAACCUCUCUUACUCUCUUCUCUUCCCCCGCGGAUCUCCACAAACACUGAGUCACCAUGCCUCACUCAUUUCCUUUCCUCACUCCUGAGCAGAAGAAGGAGCUCUCUGACAUUGCUCACAAGAUUGUUGCUCCUGGAAAGGGCAUCCUCGCUGCUGACGAGUCUACAGGCAGCGUUGCUAAGCGCUUCCAGAGCAUCAACACAGAGAACACUGAGGAGAACAGGAGACUGUACCGUCAGCUCCUCUUCACCGCUGACAAGGAGGUUGAUAACUGCAUCGGCGGCGUCAUCCUCUUCCACGAGACCCUCUACCAGAAGGCCGACAGCGGCAAGACCUUCGCCCAGGUCAUCAAGGAAAGGGGCUGGGUCGUGGGCAUCAAGGUUGACAAAGGUGUGGUUCCUCUGGCCGGAACCAAUGGAGAGACCACCACCCAGGGUCUGGACGGACUGUACGAGCGUAUGGCUCAGUACAAGAAGGACGGCUGUGACUUUGCCAAGUGGCGCUGCGUGCUGAAGAUCACCCCCACCACCCCCUCUUCCCUCGCCAUCAAGGAGAACGCCAACGUGCUCGCCCGCUACGCCAGCAUCUGCCAGAUGCAUGGUAUCGUGCCCAUUGUUGAGCCAGAGAUCCUGCCUGACGGUGACCAUGAUCUGAAGAAGACCCAGUACGUCACAGAGAAGGUCCUGGCAGCCAUGUAUAAGGCUCUGUCCGACCAUCACGUGUACCUGGAGGGCACUCUGCUCAAGCCCAACAUGGUCACCGCUGGACACUCCUGCUCCCACAAGUAUACCAACCAGGAGAUCGCCAUGUCAACAGUCACAGCCCUCCGCCGCACUGUUCCCCCCGCAGUCCCAGGCAUCACCUUCCUGUCCGGCGGUCAGAGUGAGGAGGAGGCUUCCAUCAACCUGAACGCCAUGAACAUGUGUCCCCUGAAGAGGCCGUGGGCCAUCACCUUCUCCUACGGCCGCGCCCUGCAGGCCUCAGCCCUUAAGGCCUGGAGUGGAAAGAAGGAGAACAGCAAGGCCUGCCAGGAUGAGUUCAUCAAGAGAGCCCAUGCCAACAGCAAGGCUUCCACUGGCAAGUACGUGUCCGCGGGUGCGGGUGCUGCCACUGACGAGUCUCUGUUUGUGGCCAACCAUGCUUACUAAAGCGUGCCCCCCUCACCCCAUCCCCUGCAACAAAGACCGCACGCCAGAGGGUUCCAGAUGUGUGUGAAAGAAUCGUCGUCCCCUAUGUGGCAAGUCACGGCCCUCUUGCCUUGCCAGGAGAGCGAGAGAGAACAGCAGAAGACUUUCCUUCGGAAGCGUCUUUCUCUGAGAAGAUUUCGCUUACAUCUGCCUCCAUUCCCAGCACCAGGAGCUCCUAAGCACUUGAUGCCCAGAGUUUUCCUUCCUUCCUCAACUUUCCUUCCUUUUUGUUUUUACAGGAGUGUACUUCUUCUGUGGUCUGUGAACACAUUAAAGUACUUUUCUUCCACUGUA
Clupea harengus (Atlantic herring) is the source of this 1566-nucleotide messenger RNA. It is a transcript of the gene aldoab, whose product is annotated as aldolase, fructose-bisphosphate A b. Gene Ontology annotation, molecular function: fructose-bisphosphate aldolase activity. Gene Ontology annotation, biological process: glycolytic process. NCBI's taxonomy places the organism in Eukaryota, Metazoa, Chordata, Actinopteri, Clupeiformes, Clupeidae. The record is from RefSeq and is a predicted model, not a curated record.